AUGAGCGCUGGGCAGCCCGAGGAGGAGCCGGCUGCUGCCGCCCAGCCGCCGCUGGCCAGGCUGCUUUCCGCCUUCUUCUAUGGAACCUGCUCUUUCCUGAUCGUCCUGGUGAACAAGACCGUGCUGACCACUUACCGAUUCCCAUCUCCAAUGGUUCUUGGAAUUGGACAGAUGGCAACCACCAUACUUAUUCUGUAUGUGUCAAAAUUAAAUAAGAUUAUUCACUUCCCUGAUUUGGACAAAAAUAUCCCUGUGAAGUUGUUUCCUCUGCCUCUGCUUUAUGUUGGAAAUCACAUAAGUGGAUUAACAAGCACCAGCAAACUAAGUUUGCCGAUGUUUACAGUGCUCAGGAAGUUUACCAUUCCACUUACAUUACUGCUGGAAAUCAUCAUACUUGGGAAACGAUAUUCUCUGGGUAUUAUAGUCAGUGUAUUUGCCAUCAUUCUUGGGGCUUUCAUAGCUGCUGGAUCAGAUCUCUCUUUUAAUUUGAAAGGCUACACCUUUGUGUUGCUAAAUGAUAUCUUCACGGCAGCAAAUGGAGUAUACACUAAACAGAAAAUGGAUCCAAAGGAGCUGGGAAAAUAUGGAGUCCUUUUCUAUAAUGCUUAUUUUAUGGUGAUACCCACAAUGAUUCUUAGCUUCUCCACUGGAGACCUUCAGCAGGUCAUGGAUUUCAAGCACUGGACAAAUUUUUUAUUUCUCUUUCAGUUUCUUCUCUCCUGCUUCUUGGGGUUUCUCUUAAUGUAUUCUACGGUCCUGUGCAGCCAUUACAAUUCUGCACUUACGACAUCAGUGGUUGGUGCAAUCAAGAAUAUAUCCAUCGCUUAUAUUGGAAUGUUGAUUGGUGGUGACUACAUAUUCUCUAUAUUAAACUUUAUAGGGCUAAAUAUUUGCAUGGCAGGAGGACUGAGAUAUUCAUUUUUAACAUUACGAGACCACAACAAACCUAAGCAGUCCACAGAUGAAGAAAACAUGUCUUGAUUCAAAGAGCUAGGAAAAAUGAAUAAUGUGAAAGGCAGUGAAGAUGCAAGCUCACUAAACAGCACUGCCACAAAGUUAAUCAAGCACCUGCUGCAGGAAUGUAUCUGAAAUGAGAAAAAUCUACCUCAGUUACCAUUACACACACACAUCUUAUAGCCUCAGAAGUGUUCUUACACACAGUGUCACAACUUAUUUUUGUUUUAUAACCAAGCUUCACUUAUAAUAUUGGAACAUCUAUCUAAAGUAAUUAGCUAGUUGUGACUGUCUUUAUUCUUGCUUCAGAGUAGCAGCCGUGUUAGUCUGUAUUUGCAAAAAGAAAAGGAGUACUUGUGGCACCUUAGAGACUAACAAAUUUAUUAGAGCAUAAGCUUUCGUGAGCUACAGCUCACUUCAUCAGAUGCAUUCAGUGGAAAAUACAGUGGGGAGAUUUAUGUAUACAUCCUCCUUUUCUUUAUUCUUGCUAAUGACAAUAUUUGUACUCAGCCAAAUCUUAAAUUUCUUACUCAGUUUUCAUAAAUCCUUGUGAGGCAAAACUCCCACAAAGACAAUGGGGGCUUGAUUCAUUUCUGUCCAGUACUGUAGCAGAUCACCGGCGUGGUGCCUCUUGUUGGUCAUCCAGGAAUUAGCUCUCUCAGGACUGGAGCACUAUCUAUGGGCCGGUGGCUCGCCCUCUGUUACCUAUCUCUCUGCAGUCCCUUUAUCUCCACCAUAUAUAGGCCUCAUGUCCCUCCCAGACCACAGUGCCCCUUAUCUUGGGGUGCUACCCCUCAUCCAGAGAACCCCACUCCCUUGAGCCCACCUCGUCUGAGUGACCCACUGCCAGUCUUCAUCUAGCCCCUUUAUGCAGGCGCAAACUGCAGUGUGCAAUGGCCAGUCAUCAUUGGCUAGGGGAUUGGACCUGCUCUCUUUCCCUGCAGCCCCUGUACCUCAGGCCUUCCUGUCGGGCCUCAACCUAGGAAGUCACCAGGCCUGAGCUUCCCAGCUCAGCCUGCCCCUUCCCCAGCACGGCUCUGUUGAAGGUACCCUGUGCUUCCAGGCAGCCCGGUCCUUCCCACCCCAAGGCUGCAGUGAGACUGCCUGCCUCCUAGAUCACAGUCCUUUUUAUACCAGCCCUAUGAGGCCCUGACAGCAAGGCCUAUGCCUGGGGAUUUGCCAAGCUGGAGCUCCCCCAGCUCCUCCUGCCCUUCCCCAGCACUACACUGUCCAGGGUACCCUUUUCCUCUUUCAGACAGCCGGAUCCAUCUCUCUCCAAGGCUGGAGAAAGACUGACUGCCUUCUGGCCCUUUUAUAGGGCCCAGCCUUGCCCUGAUUGGCUGCUUUGUAGCCUUUCCUGGUUGGAUCUCAGCCCCAGCCCUCUCCAAGGGCUGGCUUUUAACCCUUUCAGGCCCGGAGUGGUGUGACCACCCUGCUACAUAUACCUUGUGGACUUAUUUAUACCUACAAAGAGGGUGUACAAUGCUACCAAAUCAAAAUGGUUUUACACCCACUUUGCACUAGUGUAAAUGACUACACAACUGGAUCCUGGCUCACUACAAAAGCAAUUUUUCCUCUCUUGGUAUUGACACCUCCUCAUCAAUUAUUGGGAGUGGACCACAUCCAACCUGACUGAAUUGGCCUUGUCAGCACUGGUUCUCCACUUGUAAGGUAACUCCCUUCUCUUCAUGUGCCAAUAUACUGUAUUUAUGCCUGUAUCUGUAAUUUUCACUCCAUGCAUCUGAAGAAGUAGGGUUUUUUACCCACAAAAGCUUAUACCCAAAUAAAUCUGUUAGUCUUUAAGAUGCCACCGGACUUCUCAUUGUUUUUGUGGAUACAGAGUAACACAGCUACCCCUCUGAUACUUGAAUCCUGGGUGUUUGUCCUGUAUAAGGAGUGAUUGAAAACUGAAUAAGGAAGUCAGUGUACAGCCCAGAAUGUUUUGAAAAAGGAGUUCUCUCUUAUCCGACCAAUUCUCUGCUUCAUUCUUCCAAAGAAGCUAUCCUCCUCUGUGGUAUCACAGUCUGUUGCCACAAUCAUGGUUGUUUUGUCAUCGAUGGAUUAUUCUGACUUUCUGCUGGAUCAAAUGAAAGGAAGAGAAGGGCAGUGAGAGAAAUAUUUAUUGUUUAAAGAGAAAUACCUUGGCUGAUUAGCCAGUACUGCAUGGAAAAAUCUGAGAGAGACCAGAAAGGGAAAUGCAUUUCUGUUCAGGUAUGCAUACUUAGAUAUCAAAGGUUCCCCUCUGCACAUUGUUUGUCAGCGCGUAGCUUGGAACACUACACAGCAAAUGCACUUAUUAUGCGCUGACUGGAGCAGAAAAAAAUGAAUGGCACACUGAAGACUGACUUUAAGCAAUAAUGUUUCAUUGAUGCAGAAUUGUUGAUGUCCCACGGUGUGCCAUAGUACAUAAUAAUAGUUGAAACCACCUAGAAUUCAUUUAGUUUUGUUCUGUAUUCUAAACUCAGACUGUGUUCCCAAAGAUUCACUAAGGAGAGGAAGGAUAGUCUAGUAGUUGAAGUACAAAACUUGAAAUUGGGUGAGCUGGGGUCUGUUCUUACUUCUGCCGUAGAUGUUGGACAGUACCGUAACUGCUGUCUGUCUUUUCUUCUCUGAAAAGGCAGAAAAUAUAUAUUUACCUACAUCAUAUAGUUAAGUUAAAUUCAUCAAUUAUUACAAAGCAUUUGAGAUCCUCAGAUGGUGCCAUAGGGGUGUACAGUGAUUAUUAGGGUUCUCAAUUUCAGAUACGCACAAGCCAAGUUAUGAUUUUCUGUUGAAAUCAUGAGAAGUGUUGAAGUUUCACAAGAUUUUGACAUGGAACCAGGUAGAUCUGGAUAGUAUUGAUUGACUGAGUUUCAGUUUGAGAUUUGAGGUUCAAACUCGGCCAAACUUGGAGAGUGCAAACCCAUGUGGACCAUAGGAAGUAGGCAUUGCUGCUGACUCAGAAUGCCAUCUAGUCCAGUAUCCUCUCUGACAGUGGCCAGUAUCCAAUGUUUCAGAGUAAGUUGUCAGAAUUCCACAGUCUGCAAAUGUGGGAUAUCUGCCGGUCUCACCCUGAUCUCUAAUAGAUAGAGGUUGGCUUAAGCACUGAAACACAAAGUUCCUAAAUGUUUGUUGUCAUUAAUUAUAACUCUGGAUAUUCUUGAUAGCCAUAUAAUUAUCCACUCUCUUUUUGAAUCUUAAAUUCUUGGCCACAAUGACUUCCUGUGGCAAGAAGUUCCAUAGCUUAAAUCAGGUGUGUGGAAAAAAAGUAUUUCCUUUUAUUAGUUUGAAUUUCCCACCUUUUUAGUUUCAUUCACUGUCCCCUUGUUCUCAUGUUGUGUUGUGAGAUAGGGAGAACAGAAGUCCCCUCUCUACCUUCUUUAUACAACUUGCUCUUUUAUACAGUAUAAUUCCAGUUAUCCAAAUAUCGUUUUUCAAAAAAUCCUAGUUUAUCCAAAUCCACAGUGUGGCCCCCCCAUGUAGCCCUAUCUUAGUGAAUCACCCACUGAUAAGUUCUCACUUAGCCUCUUAACACCCGCUAGUGCUACUCAACUGCUUUAUAUCUGUAUAGUGGUUCUUAGUGGUUACUGCAGCUAGUGAGAUCUAAUCUUGUUUGCGCAGCUUGGCAGGACAAUGUAAUAAAAAAAAAUGUGUGUGUUAGGAUCUCAAGCAGCAAGUACACAUUCUCAAGGUCCUAGGCCUGGCCUACACCUAAAACUUGGUCAACCUAGCGACAUUACCAGGGCUGUGAAAAUUUUCAUGCCUCCAGCACUGUAGUUAGGUUAACCUACCCCCCAAUGUGGACGUGGCUAGGUCAACAGAAGGAUUCUUCCAUCUAUCUACCUACUGCUUCUUGGAGGGGUGGAUAACUACAUAGAUGGAAAAAAUCCUUCUGUUGAUGUAGGAAGCAUCCACACUAUGGCACUACAGUGGCACAGCUGCAGCAUUUCUACCCCUAGAAAUAUCAGCAUUACUCCCUGUGUUCCCUGUAUUUCUGAAUCUGUGAAACUGCAGCUCAGAAUAGCAUUUCUGUUUAUCUGAAUGCCCAGUUAUCUGAAAGUUUUGGAUGUACCCCAGGCCAUUCAAAUAAACGGGAAUGUAUUGUAUGCUUCAUGCCCCCGUUUAUCCAUUUCCUUUCUAAGGUCCGUGUGGAUCAAACCAAAAAUAGUGUUUGUAUGAAGCUUUGUAAAGUGAAACCACUGCACUUUGAACAGUUCAAAGAACUGCCUAAGAGCUUGUUUACACAGCUAAGAUAAUAAGUUUCAUAUACUGGUAUUAUUACAUUGGCAUAGCUAUCCCAGUAAAUUUCCCUGUGCAGAUAAGCCCUAAUCCAGAAACCAGUAUGUGAUCUUUCCAUCUCCAUUCUGUGAACUAUUAAAGAAAAGCAGAACGGGUAUUGAAAUGCCUUUUUAUCAUGAUGUUCAAACAACACCCUGGUAUUUUGUUAGUAUUAGAGAGCCAUGUAUUAUGGAUGUAGAUUUAAAACAUCCUGAAGUUUGGGGGGUAUUUGUUUCCAUGGUUAUGUUUCAGCCUAGAAAAAUGGAGGCCAUUUGCAAAAACCAGAGCCAUGUUUGGAUUUUAAACCCCAGAGGUUGGGGGUGUUAGAUGCAGCAUUUGGACUCUGGUCCAUCUCUAGUCAGUGAGUUUGCUAACUUAAUUUAAAAUAUAAGCCAUAAUGCUUGAUUGUUGAAAUCUUUUUUGCAGGGUAUUAACCUGCUGAUAGAUAGUUUUUAGCAUGAAGCUGAAAAUUACCUCAAAUUCUCACAGGUACUGUAUAACCCUUUUCUGCCAGCCCUACAUCUAGGGCCAGACUGGAGAGCAAAGAGCCUCUCGCCGCUCAAGAUCAAACACAAGAGUUGUCCUUGAGUUCCCAGGACCUGUACUGUCAUUAGGGCAAGUUUCUCGAAAGUGAGGAGAGUAGAGACACUGCCCCUUCCCCAAAUGUGGCACAGUUGGUCUAGCUUUCUAGCUUUUGCCUGCUAGAGAUACAAUAUCGUUCAUCACUCCUGCUGGGUGAUGCAGCCCUGCACUUCCACUGUCUGCAGGUGAGGCUGCAUGCCAUGAGCAAGCCUAUAUUGUAAUUCUACCUUUCAUAUCCCAAUCCAGAAAGCAGCUAUGACUAGAUUGUUUUCUGGUUGAACUAAUUUCCCUUAGGGCUUGUCUACCUGGUAGGUUCCUUUCAGUAAACCAGGGUGUGGAUCCACAGUUUCCAAGUUGAUUGCAUAGUAAUGUCCCACAUGGACACUCCUACAGUGCACGGAGGUUAAAAUUAAAAACCUGUGGCUGGCCCAUGCCAGCUGACAUGGGCUCAGGCUACGGAACUAUUUAACUGCAGUGUAGAUCUUUGGGCUCAGGCUGGAACCUGUGCUCUAAGCCCUGUGAAUUAAGAGGGUCCUAGAGCUUGGGCUGCAGCCCAAACCUGAAUGUCUACUUCACUAUUACAUAGCCCCUUAGCCUGAGCCCUGUGACCCCGAGUCAGGUGACCCAGGGCAGCCACAGGUUUUCAGUUGCAGUGUAGACAUACCCCAAAAGUCCCAGAGUGUGACUUGGUAUACUACUACUUGAAAGCAUGUUCAUCACUUUCACUUUUACUUUCUGGCUAUUAUGAUCCAGUACAAUUCUGCCAAUUCAGGGAAAUACUUUAUUUUUUAAAAAUGUUUUCUUUUAUAUUUUAAAAAAUUCUUGAACAUUUUUCUGUUCCUGGUGUCUAGUAAAACUUCCUUUGCCCCACCACUACCACCAGAAUUUUGGGCCUAAACUACCUGACAAUUCAACUUUAAGUAGGUGGGCAGGAUGGAUUUCACCGAUAAUCAGAGGGUUAGCACAGAAGUGGGAUUACAGCAUUGCUUGAUAUAUAGCAAUUGCACCUACUGAAAUGAGGAACACUUAGUUGUUUUCCUUGAGGAUCUCUUUCUAUGUUCAACUUGGUAUGUGGCUUAAUUCUGCAAUAUUGUUUGCUUUAUGCUUGUAUAUAAAUAAAUGAAAUUAUUGUUA
Molecule: messenger RNA, 6927 nt
Organism: Dermochelys coriacea (leatherback sea turtle)
Lineage: Eukaryota; Metazoa; Chordata; Testudines; Dermochelyidae
Gene: SLC35D2
Product: solute carrier family 35 member D2
Exons: 12
Coding region: 1-981 (326 amino acids)
Cellular component (GO): Golgi apparatus
Molecular function (GO): GDP-fucose transmembrane transporter activity; antiporter activity
Source: RefSeq, a predicted model, not a curated record